CCUCCCUUGUUUAACCAUUCCUCGUUCUCAUCGAACCCUUUAAAAACAUCGAAAACCUUAUUUUUCUCAGGCUUCGAAGACCAUUUUGAUUGAUUUUAUCACACAACGAAGGACUCUCUCGUCAUGGCUGAAAAUGAUGUCAACAUGCAACAGCAAUUGGCUAGAGAGGAGGAAGAGAGGAGGCUGAAGUACUUGCAAUUUGUGCAAGUGGCUGCAGUGCAUGCUGUGUUGACGUUCACGAACCUGUAUAUUUAUGCCAAGGACAAGGCUGGUCCGUUGAAGCCUGGGGUGGAGACUGUUGAGGGGACGGUUAAGAGUGUUGUUGGACUUGUUUAUGAUAAGUUUCGCGAUGUUCCUAUUGAAGUUCUCAAAUUUGUUGAUCGUAAGGUGGAUGAAUCUGUCACUAGUCUGGACACCCAUGUGCCCCCACUUGUCAAGCAGGUGUCAUUCCAAGCCCUUUCAGCAGCUCAAAAUGCUCCAGUGGCAGCUCGAGCAGUGGCUUCUGAAGUUCAGCGCUCUGGUGUGAAAGGAACAGCCUCUGAAUUGGCGAAAACUGUGUAUGCCAAGUACGAGCCUACAGCCAAGGAACUCUACUCCAAGUACGAGCCGAAGGCGGAACAAGCUGCUGUCUCUGCCUGGCGCAAGCUCAAUCAGCUCCCCCUCUUCCCUCAAGUGGCCCAGGUGGUUGUGCCAACUGCAGCCUUUUGCUCUGAGAAGUACAAUCGAACCGUUGUCAGCACAGCAGAGAAGGGAUACAGGGUAUCCUCAUAUUUGCCCCUGGUGCCUACUGAGAAGAUUGCUAAGGUGUUUAGCGAAGUGCCAGAAUCAACCCCAUUGAUUUCCAGCUAAUCAUAAGGCCUAUGCACACAAAAUUUGGAUAUGAAGUGCGGAUGUUUCCUUUCCUUUCCUUUCCUUUGUUUUUUAGUUUUUCUCUUUAUUUAAAUUUACCUGGUGACUCUGUUCCGCGUGUAUAUGGAAAGGCAUGUUCAGACUACAUGUAUAUUUCAGUGACAAUAUAUGUUUUAUCAUGUGAACUCCUGAAUUUGUCUUCCA
Molecule: messenger RNA, 1053 nt
Organism: Populus nigra (black poplar)
Lineage: Eukaryota; Viridiplantae; Streptophyta; Magnoliopsida; Malpighiales; Salicaceae
Product: REF/SRPP-like protein At3g05500
Exons: 3
Coding region: 124-849 (241 amino acids)
Source: RefSeq, a predicted model, not a curated record